This is a messenger RNA of Armigeres subalbatus, 5602 nucleotides long. RefSeq names its product GATOR complex protein Iml1 (gene Iml1). NCBI's taxonomy places the organism in Eukaryota, Metazoa, Arthropoda, Insecta, Diptera, Culicidae. The transcript has 13 exons. The coding region runs from base 317 to 5062 and encodes 1581 amino acids. Gene Ontology annotation, biological process: cellular response to amino acid starvation; positive regulation of autophagy; negative regulation of TORC1 signaling. Gene Ontology annotation, cellular component: GATOR1 complex; lysosomal membrane. Gene Ontology annotation, molecular function: GTPase activator activity. The record is from RefSeq and is a predicted model, not a curated record.
UCAUAAAAUCAAAAACAAAAGAUCAUAAAUAAAUUUGUGUUGAGUUUUUCUUAAAAUUAGAUGUAAAUCAUUCAAAUUUUGGUACUCAAGAAGUUUUUUUUGUUGUGCCAAUAGUUUGUCAAGCAGAAUAUAUACGAGUUUGUUCAACUAAAGUCGAUUGUAUUUGAUUUUGGUGCUAUCCUACUACCAACAGCUGCUAACACUGAAUCAAUAUAAAAACAAAACUUCUGAUAACGAAUGUGUGAUAAUGAGCUACUGAUAGGAUUUACCAAGAGUACGUUAUUGCAAUAAGGAAUUCAGUCAUCCUGUCGAAAAGAUGCAGAUCCACCCCGUGAGUAGUUCGUCGUCUAUCAAUGGUCUGGCAAAAGCGUCGUCUACUUCAUCUCAUCCGGACAGCGAAAUGAAGAAAUUGUGCCGAAUUAUUGCUCAUAAUAGGAGCUUUAAAGACGAAGAUUUACUUUUGAAUCCAAAGGAUCAUCCGGAGCUGAAAUUAAAGGACAUCGUUGAAAUUUACGACCCGGAAGACGAUGGAGUUCGAUUGCUGCUGCAGGUGACUUGUCUUACGGAAGACUUGAUGAAUAGGGAAACCAUCAGUGUCGAAGCGAACGUAGCACUAGCUUUCAAUUUGAAGCCUUACAAAGAUGUGUAUAUGCGCAAGAUGGACCCCAAUGAAGUGGCCUUGGAUUCGGUGGAGAUUACUUUUAAAGAUCAGUACAUGGGUCGGUCUGAGAUGUGGAGGCUUAAGACGUAUCUGACGAACACUUGUGUUUAUUUGAACAAAAAAAUCGAAUACUGCGAGAGCUGCAUCCGUUGUCAGGUGUAUGAGAUGUGGUCACAGGGUGACAGAGUGGCAUGUGGAGUCAUUACAGAAGACACCAAGGUGGUUUUCAGAAGUAAUACUUCAAUGGUUUAUCUGUUCAUUCAAAUGUCGUCGGAGAUGUGGGACUUUGAUAUCCAUGGUGAUUUGUAUUUCGAAAAAGCGGUAAACGGCUUUUUAGCCGACCUGUAUACGAAAUGGAAAAAGAUCGGCAGUAAUCAUGAGGUGACAAUUGUGAUGUUUUCAAGGACUUUUUAUGCAGCUCGGUGCCUCGAUGAGUUCCCACUCCAUAUGAGAGAUUGUCUACAGAUGGACUAUAAAGGUCGAUACUACGAGGAUUUCUAUCGCAUCGCGAUACAAAAUGAACGUUGUGAUGACUGGAGUUCAACGUUGGUUCAGUUGAGGCGUCUUUUUACUGGCUAUAGGGACGUUGUUCUGAAGUAUCACGAGCGCCCGGAUGUGGACAUAAAAAUCCCAUCCGCAAUCAAUUCUACAGCAGCACAAGGAAAUUUCUUAGAAGUACUGAACAUAUCGUUGAACGUUUUUGAAAAACAUUAUCUGGACAGAAGCUUUGAUCGCACGGGACAACUUUCGGUUGUUAUUACACCGGGGGUUGGCGUUUUCGAAGUUGAUCGGGAGCUUACCAACAUCACGAAACAACGAAUCAUAGAUAAUGGAGUUGGGAGCGAUUUGGUUUGUGUCGGAGAACAACCGCUCCAUGCCGUUCCGUUGUUGAAAUUCCACAACAAAGAUUCACUGACAUCAAUCGAUGAUUACUCCAUGCCUCAUUGGAUAAAUCUUAGUUUCUAUUCGACUAACAAAACAGGAGGAUACUCAUCGUUCAUACCACGCAUUAAGCCACCGCCGAUUGUUUCCGAAGCCAAUCUUUGUGAGAACGCAGAUGCAUUUCAAUCACUGCUGCCAAAGAAAGAGAGUAAAAACGAGUAUAUUCACAAUUGUUUGUUCGACUAUGAUGCUUACGACGAUCAAAUUUUUCAACUGCCUUCGGUUCAGGGAACUUGUUCGCUGCAACGUGUCGGUCGUACCAAGAAAACUUCUGUCCCUAGCCUGGAUAACUUUGGAACAUAUGGAAAUACCCGGGAAUGGGAGAAUAUGUUGUUCCCUUGUGAAUUGCGGCGGAAAAUGUCCGAUCCGGAUAUUCACCACAACACGAAUAACAUGUUGAAUAUGAGUCUCACGUCCAACAGCAGCUCGCCAAGUGCAACAGAGAAGAUCAGCGAUAAGAAUAUGAAUCGGAGUUUCGGAUCGACCAGUGGACCGGUGGUUAGAACAGGAAGAGCAUUGAUCAAUCCUUUUGAUCCGUCCCAUGUCACUAUCAAACUAACGUCCAACAGGAGGCGGUGGACACAUAUCUUUCCCAAGGGCCCUCAGGGUGUUCUUAUCCAGCAACAUCACUAUCAGGCUGUACCGACGACAACAAAGUCCACCAACUAUGCAACGUUCGAUUUGGAUUCCAGCAGUGAAUAUGCGCAUACUUCUACAUGCACGUGGGGUCGAGGAAGGUAUGGAAGCAAUGCCUCAUUCGAUAGUCGUUUGAACGAUGAAGACCUAAAAUGGAUUUCGGAUAAUAGAGGGAAUCGUCGGAAAUCUGGGUUGCACUCAGCUGCCGGUCCAACGGUGACGGUUACUCCUUCCAAAAGCCUCACUUUACUUUGGGGUGUAACAGGGGAGCAAGAAUGGACCCCAUCGCUCACUACAGCCGGACGAGUGAUCAUAGGUGUCGAUUGGAAAUCGUUAACCAUUCCCGCAUGUCUACCGAUAACAACCGAUUAUUUUCCGGACAAACGGUCGCUUCAUAACGAUUACGUUGUUUCGGAUUAUACAUUACUUCCGGAUGACGUGAAUGCUGACUUCGCUCAAAACCGUGCCAUUUACAAAAAACCACUAUCAACGGAAGAAGUUUUCAGGGAACUGGUAUCUCAGCGUUUAGCUCAGGGUUUUCAACUGAUCGUGUUACCCGACAAAACAUCGACGAAUCCACAGCAAGCUCCAUGCUGUGGUGGUCAACUGCAAACAUCUUUUCAGUCAAGCGUGUUAAGAAUUCGUCCGCCACAAGAGCCAUCCCAAGAAUAUUUGUUAUCGAUUGGCAGAAUAUUCCACAAAAUAUCUUUGAGUGGAUCGAAUAUAACUGUCACUCGAUAUCGGCCAAGGCAUCCUUACCCACCGAUAAAUGUUGACUACCGAUAUCGUUUUCAUGCUCCACAACAUGAUACCUACGAAGUAUCCGGUGUCAAUUUCACCACAGAAAAGUUGGAAAAUUUCAAUUGGAAUUAUAUGGACCAAUAUAUUUGCACUCGUGGUGAUACCGAUUUCCAGAUGCUUGAGAGUAUGAAGUAUUGGCGCUACCGAAUGUACCUCCUUCCCAAAGAAGAUCCUGCCAUGAAGAAAAUAAUGGAAGGAGCGACCAAGCGGUGCGAUAUUUACACAGAAAACAAACCAAUCCCAUCCGAAAAACAUGUAUGCAAUGAGUUCAUAAAGUUUGUGGAGUUACAUUUGAACAAGAUCAAAAAGGUUCCUUGUAGAAAACCGAGGGGCCCGCCAUCCCACCUGACCAAAAGACGACACAGCACCAGCAUAAUCUCUCGUCCACCACCUAAUCAGCACGGCAUUGUGAAUAAAAUGUUUUAUAUUGGUAAUGGAUAUGAUUCUAGUGCUAACUACUCCUAUCAAGAUCGCAAUAAUAACAGUAAUGGUAACAGCAUGCUAACACGGUCAGGAUCUAAGGUGCUGGACAAGGCAAACAUUCAGGCAGCAGCACAGCAGUUGAGUGCGGCGGGCGGAAAAACCACUGUGGAUGGAAUAUCUUUGUCGACGCUAAACUCACCUGCGGAACAAGGUCUACCGGAAGACAGCGAUGAUUUUUGCAUCGAGGGUAGCAAACAGCUGAAACCUACUGCCACACUGCAGGAAAUAUUCGACGCGUUUAAAAAUCCCAUCCACGGGGUUGGUUUCCUGGGACCGGCGCCAAGCAUGCCGUCCUGCACGUUUGUCUCGUAUGACGCAAUAACGUGGCUGCAAGAACACAUCGAGGGGCCGUGCAAUCCAAUUGAAAUUCUUGAAGAUAUGAGGAGGAACCGGAUGAUCUGCCAUGCUUCAGGAGAAUAUUCUAAACCAGUGAUUCCAGGAUUUUACCUCUAUUACAUAAUGCAACAAAACAAAGAGUCUCGAGAUUAUCUGCCGCCCCUCGGUGAUUUAGAGGCCUUUGAAAAUGAAUGGAUGGAAGUGGAAGUUCAACACCCUGACUUGCAGAAACCGAUUGAUCCAAUUGAUGUUGGUGUGCCUCCGUUUCUUCGAGAAACUAUAGAUUUCAACGAAGAGUUUGUCGAUCGACCACUCUACAAACAGACUCACCUCGACAUUGACGUGAACAACAAGUCCGACCGUAUAGAAUGGGGCCAUGCUCGAUACCACCAGAAAAUGAUUCCAGGACAUGCAUUCGAAAUCGUUGUCCAAUGGAUCACCGCGUCCGGUCCGAUAGUGAGUGAUUUGAUUCAGAUAUGGUCUCGUCGGGCACAAGGUUUUCAGCUGGUUUCCAUUCCAGCAGAUCCGCUGGCUGAGCCUUUCACGGAAAAAAGUGAUCCAUUGCGGGGACCUAUCUUCAUUCCACUGGAUAUCGAUUGUUUGAAGCAAAAACGAAGCUUCCUCUUUGAAGAGUUCAAAAAAGAGACGUGGCCAAAGCGAUUGCUGCUAUUUCAGGAAGCUAUUGUAGCCAGAUUUGGAUUUAUGCGUUGUGCGGUCGAGACAAAAACUGGGUCCAACCAGGUGUCCUUGGAUUAUCAGUACGUCCAUUGUACUGGAAACAUGUUCAUUCUGGUUCCGAACUCGAACCAAGGCCUGAAAUCCCGCCAAAGGUUGGCUUCCGGUGGAAGCACUAUGAAGAAGCCCACCAACUUCAUUAAUCGUUACUCGGCAUCCUACGAAUCACAGAUGCAGAAUAACAUCUCUUUCGCGGCACACGAAGCAUAUAUCACGCGCCAUGUGACGGGAAGUAAGACCAAAGACGAUUGCGACGCCAUCCGGAGGACGGGCUUUCUAUGGUCCUGGAAUCACAUGAUACCGAACAAAAAGUGGAAAUCGCUGGCGAUUGCCCACUCGGAGGAACUGUUCCAGCUGCGAAUGUUGCGUGAUUUCAAAGAUUUUUGCUCAAAUAAGGAACAAAGACUGGUGACCUUCUGGGACGAGUGUUGGGCGGCAAAGGAGAAAACUUCGAUGGCGCGAACCUGAAGCAGGGGUGAUUGAAAAAGAUACCAGGGAAGGUGAUAUUUGGAAGUGAGUUUCAUUUUUGUUCUGUUUUACUAUUGGAGAUUUAUUUAUCCGAUUAAAAAAAAGUCUGUACAAAUUACAGUUUAAAGUGCCGUUAUCGCGUUAAAUCAUUUGUUAUUUAAUUCAAUUUUUAAUGUAGAAUUAUAUAAAGCUAAGAGUCGAUUUCUCGCUUAACUUUUCAAAAGGUCCUAAGUAACAUUUUUUUCAUGAAUUAAUUUGAGUAGCGCAAUCAAAAGCUUUCAUGUUGUUCUGUCGAUUGCGCUAUUCAAAUUAAUUCAUGAAAAAAAUGUUACUUAGGACCUUUUGAAAAGUUAAGCGAGAUUUGUCUACACAAAUAUUAAAUUUGGAGAUAUAUCUAUCUACGAGAGAAAUUCCUUGUUCUACAUUAAAGCGUCACACAUUUAUUAAAUAAAAUGUUUUCGUAAAUUAUAUUAAGUUGCUAAUAGUAGCAAUAAAGUCACAGUUGAAAACUGUCAAAUAAGUAUCACAUUGCCACUAAAA